AAUGACAUUCAACACACAAGUUAAACCCAGAUCUUAUUUUUGUGUAAAAUUAUGUUUAAACUAGAUUUUAUCAUAAAUAUACGCGGUAAAUGCGCAAAGGGAUACCGGUUAUAUUUCGGAACACUGUGUUUUAUUUAUCAUCAAUUCUUUAAAACAAACCUUACGUUGCGUUGAUGUUUUUCUAACCUUAGUCAGCAUGGAUUAAAAAAGUUUCUCGAUUUAACUGAAUAUAUUUUCUUGGAAAAUAGACAGAAUCUUAACGAUGACUUUUAACGAGGUUCGAAAUGUUUUAUCGACAAAUUUUUACAUGGAUAUGAGCUUCCAGACAGAACAGAAAAUAUUAUUAAGAACAUGAUAUAACUCCUGAUAACAAUGGCAUCCAAUGAAGUAUGUGUGGGAGGUGCAGAUGUACUCAGCGAGCAUCCUUUACAGUUUAAGAUGAUGGACAUGUUUGAUUUCGACUUUUUUAAUUUUCUAUGCGAAAAGAAUGAUCAGUACUUUGUUUGUGAAUGGGAUCGACCUAAGGAGUUAUUAAAAAUAAAAGUUGAUACUAAAGAAGAAAAAGAAAUUGCUAUUCGACUUAUUAACACAGUUCGCAACUCCUUUAAAAAAAUGUAUGAACUAAGCGCGGAGAAAAUGAAAAUUGGCAUGGAAUUUUUGCAUGAUUCAGUAACAAUAGAUACUUUUAGUGAUAUAUUCAUUGAUGCAACGACAAACAGUACUGCAGGGAGAUUUGUGAUCAUGGCAUCAAACGAUCACGAUGAAAUGUAUAGAAAAUGUAAGCAUAAAUUUGAAGUUAAAAUAGAUCGGAAACGAAUACGUAGCACAAGAAUGUCGCGGAGACGCAAGAGUUCUCAAAGACCAGUUUUAAAAAGACAAACCUCUGUGCUCCGUAGCAGUGAAAAGAAACAUAUAUUCAUCACCUUUGAAAAAAUCUAUGUGAAAAUUAUUACAGACAAUUUAGAAAAUCUAGAUGGACAUGUUGAUGGAAUAGUAAAUCCGAUAAAUGAUAAGUUAGAAACGAAAGGUCAGGUGUCAAAAUUCUUAACAGACAGAGGUGGCGAUAAGUAUGUGGAAGAACGAGAUCGUAUUUACUCUGAGAAGUCGAAAAGCAUUAGACCUGGAUCUGUAAAGUGUUUUACAACAGGGGCGGGAGAUCUUAAAGCAAAGGGAGUUCUUCAUGUUGUGUGUCCAAAACUACAGUCGGACAAAGAUGCAAACGUUGAAAACAUCGUGUUUAAAACUGUUUACGAAUGUUUGAAAAGAGCAGAAAGUAAAAGAUUAGAGUCAGUAGCAAUUCCAUUCCUGUACACAGGCAAUGGAAAUGUUCCAGUAGAACGUUGUGCCGUACCAUACGCGCUUGCUGUUCUAGAAUUCAGUCGACAAAGAGUUGAUACCUAUGUUGUGGACACAAUCUAUUUCAUAGAUCUGGAUGAGAAUAAAACAUUAGCACUUGCUAAAUAUUUCGACGAGCUAUUACCAAAGACUUUCAAUCAGAUCUUAGAGCUACCAGUAAUGCAUAAUGAUAUAGCAUCGUCAGAUCGACUCAAAGCAGACACGAACAUUUGCCCCCCUAGGGAAUCAGAAAUACAGGUUAUGCCCUCAGAAAAAGAGACAUCUUCAGCAGCUGUAGACACACAGAACGCAGUAAAGGAACCGGCCUUUAAUGGUGACAGUUAUGCAAAUGAUGAUGGGUAUGAAAGAAUUUGUACCAAUCAUGACGAAAGACAAUCAGAAAUGGCAUUUUCAAAUUCUCCUCAGUCAGAAUGUCAAAACAGCGAUCAUUCAAAAUAUUCCGAAGAUAAGGAAACGGUCGAUACGUAUGACACCAUUAAAUUUGCAGAUGAUGAUUCGGUAUCGAAUGAGCAGAAGGAAACUGCAAAAGAUGAAACCGUUGAAUCAGAUAAACUAACUAAACCAACACUCAGUGACGAUGGGUAUGAUACGAUCCAAGAUAUCACGGACAGUAGAAACACGGACAAAGAUGUCCUUAAAACAGGUAAACAAAACACAGUGGAAAACCUAGGACACAGAUUGCAUAUCAUCGAUGAAACGGAUAUGGACACAGCUGUUAAUGCAGAGAAGGAACUUGAUAAAAAUAAAGCUGUUGUUGGAUAUUGUGAGACAGAACACGGACAAGAUAGGAAUCAGUCGGAUAUUAUGGAUAAACCGUCUUCUUUAGUAAACCGUGAUAUUGACCAAGCGUCACUUGAUACCUGGACAAACAUAGAUGGAGGAGAUAUUAUUGAGGAUACCGGGACAAACAUAGAUGGAGAAGAUAUUAUUGAGGAUACCGGGACAAACAUAGAUGGAGGAGAUAUUAUUGAGGUAACAAGGACAAACAUAGACGGAGGAGAGGAUAUUGAGAAUACCGGGACAAACACUGAUGGAGGAGAUAGUAAUGAGGAUACCGGGACAAACAUAGAUGGAGGAGAUGAUUUUGAGAAUAAACUUAGUGAACAGUCUGAAAAAAACUGUUCACAUGAUGCAUCCUUGGGUAAAAUGGAAAACAUCGCUGGAAUCACAAAAGCGAAAAUUAAGCCUGUAAACAAAGGGACGAAUGAGAAGCCUUAUUGUUAUAUCCAGGCUGAAGAGAAUGUGGACAAUGUUUCAUCGGAGCAAGAGAAACAUAUUAUUCCGACACACGACUACUACAAUUUAGGAGAUGAAUCUUUGAAACAUAAAGAAAUGAUAGGGGAACGUUCAGAGGUCAUUAAUCGUUCCAAUAAUUCUGAAGUUGUACACCAAAGAAGCAAGCAUUUUCACCAUAUCUUAACAACGAAUAAACUUUCUGUAGAAAUUUUGAAAGGUGAUAUACGUGAAGCCCAAGCAGACGUCAUAGUUUGCCCCGAAAUAAAAGACACUAAAUAUGGUGGUCUUCUGACAGUCGCAAUAAAAUCUGCUUACAGAAACAAGACCGGAAUAGAAACACCGAAAAAGGUAAAAACCUCCAAAGGAAAACGAAUUGCAACUACGAAUUGCCACCUUGCAACAACAGGUGCGAGUAAGCCAAAUGUUGAGAACGUGAAAUUUUUAUAUCAUGUACAGACACUGGUCUAUAAAACACCAGGAGAUGAAACGAAAUUGGCAAGAUGUAUAGAUCUGGUGAUUCGUAAACUGAAGAAUCACCGAGACAGGCAUGUAGAAAGCAUUGCUUUUCCCUUAUUAGGAAUAGAGGAUGUUAGUGAAAAGGAAUGCGUUCAAAAAUGCUGUGAAAUUCUUGCAAAGGAAGUUUACAAAAGUUGUCGCAAAUACGAAGCUGAUAUUGUUCCACUGAAGGUUAUGCUAAUUAAUCGAUGCGGACAGAUUACUGAGAUGCUGAACAAAGAAAUGAAUCUUCAAGUUGGCGCUCCUGCUGGAUCUAAUUAAGUGGCCGGAAAACUACAAAGUUGAAAAUCUUAUGGGAUAAACCAUUUUCUAAAAACCUCAAACAUUUGAGCUGAUCCAUUUUUGGACUGUGUCGAAUAUGGCUGGAUAAACAUUUUUGUCAUGUUUGAGAUUAAAUUGAAGUCUUUUAAUGAUUAAGAUAUAUUGACUGGUGGAUGAAAUGACUUAUUCAGGUAAUAAGCACUUUAACAUCAAGGUGAUUUGACAAACCAAUUUGGUAGAAUUAUUUUAAUGUUGAUUCAAAAUUUGGUGUGAGGUCAAGCGAUGAUCAAUCGGAUGAUACAAAUUUAGCACAAAUGAUUACAAUCUAGAAAAAAACGUUA
Mercenaria mercenaria is the source of this 3710-nucleotide messenger RNA. RefSeq lists its product as uncharacterized. Gene Ontology annotation, biological process: negative regulation of gene expression. The transcript is spliced from 5 exons. Gene Ontology annotation, molecular function: transcription corepressor activity. Gene Ontology annotation, cellular component: cytoplasm; nucleus. The coding region runs from base 373 to 3369 and encodes 998 amino acids. Lineage: Eukaryota; Metazoa; Mollusca; Bivalvia; Venerida; Veneridae. The record is from RefSeq and is a predicted model, not a curated record.